Pipistrellus kuhlii (Kuhl's pipistrelle) is the source of this 531-nucleotide messenger RNA. RefSeq names its product interferon-induced transmembrane protein 1-like. Gene Ontology annotation, biological process: host-mediated suppression of symbiont invasion; defense response to virus; type I interferon-mediated signaling pathway. The coding region runs from base 1 to 390 and encodes 129 amino acids. Gene Ontology annotation, cellular component: plasma membrane. The record is from RefSeq and is a predicted model, not a curated record. NCBI's taxonomy places the organism in Eukaryota, Metazoa, Chordata, Mammalia, Chiroptera, Vespertilionidae. The transcript is spliced from 2 exons.
AUGAUCAAGGAGAGGCCCGAGGUCAACGAGGAGGCUCCCCAGGGCGAGAAGCCAGUCGGGAGGACAGAGAUCAAUAUCCACGGCGGCGACACCGCCACCACCGAGACCGUGGUGCCCGACCACAUCGUCUGUUCCCUGUUCAACAUCCUCUUCUUCAACCCCUGCUGCCUGGGCUUCCUGGCGUUCGCCUACUCCGUGAAGUCUAGGGACCAGAGGAUGGUGGGAGACGUGACUGGGGCGCAGAGCUAUGCGGCCAUCGCCAACUGCCUCAACAUCUGGGCCACGAUCCUGGGCAUCCUGAUUACUGUCGGGCUCAUCGUUCUCCUGACUCGGUACCCAGAUCUCUUCAGUGUGAGGAGGUGGGCCCAGCAGAGUGGCGGGGCCGACUAGUCACUGCCGCGGCAGGUGCCACUGCGUCCUCCCCACCCUCACCCCCGCCGGCCCCGCCCAGGCACCCGCCCCUUCCUUCAUCCUGCACCUGUUCAUACACCUGUCAGCAGCUGAGCUCAAUAAAGUGCACCUGUACGUGAC